Messenger RNA from Fundulus heteroclitus (mummichog), 1351 nucleotides. RefSeq names its product sulfotransferase 2B1. Lineage: Eukaryota; Metazoa; Chordata; Actinopteri; Cyprinodontiformes; Fundulidae. The record is from RefSeq and is a predicted model, not a curated record. Gene Ontology annotation, biological process: sulfation. Gene Ontology annotation, molecular function: sulfotransferase activity. Gene Ontology annotation, cellular component: cytoplasm. The transcript is spliced from 6 exons. Bases 113 to 979 code for a protein of 288 amino acids.
GAAGCUCGCCCGGCGCCACCUAUAGCAGCAUAGUUCAGAGAAAGUCCCACAGCCUUCAGCUGGGAGCUGUCCUAAUCGCAGACGCUGAGGUCCGCUCGUUCCGCUCGGAUCCAUGACGGAAGCGAACUUAUACACGCUGUACAAGGGCGUUUAUGUACCCAAUGGGAUCCAUACCCCGGAGAGCCUCAAGUACUGCGAGGAGUUCACGUUCCGUCCCGACGACGUUGUCAUCGCAACGUAUCCAAAGUCAGGCACAACUUGGAUGCAGGAAAUUCUCCCCCUGAUUUUAAGUGAAGGAGAUCCAGCCUCUGUUGAGACUGUGCCUAACUGGGACCGCGUUCCCUGGCUGGAGGAGACCCGGGCCUCCAUUCUGAACCUCGAAGAGAGGCCGUCUCCACGCAUGCUCACUACACACCUCCACUAUAACAUGAUGCCGCCGUCCUUCUUUCAAGUAAAACCAAAGGUGAUCUACGUCAUGAGGAACCCAAAAGAUGUAUUUACGUCUUCCUUUCACUAUUACAACAUAGCCUCAUUCUUGGUGAAACCAGGUCCUAAGAGGGAGUUCCUCCAAAAGUUCCUAGAUGGAAAAGUAAUAUUUGGCUCCUGGUUUGACCAUGUAAAAGGCUGGCUGAGUGCGGAAGAGAAGCAGCACAUCAUGUACAUUUCCUACGAGGAGAUGAUAAAGCAGGACCUGUACGGCUCCGUGAGCAGAAUUGCUCAAUUCCUGGGGAAGCAUCUGGAUGCUGGGGUGAUAGAGAAGAUAGCUGACAGGUGUCUAUUCAAAAACAUGAAGAACAACCCCAUGUCCAACUAUUCGGUGGUGCCUCAGGAAUUCAUGGACCAAACAAAGAGUCAGUUUCUUCGCAAAGGAGUAGCUGGAGACUGGAAGAACCUGCUUACGCCAGAAGAGGCAGAACAAUUUGAUGCAGUGUUCAAAGAAAAAAUGAAAGAUGUGAAAUUUAGAUUUGCUUGGGAUUAAGCCUUAUUUAGCACAAGUGAUUUUACUAUUUUAUAAAACUGUAUGAACCUGUCUGUCAGACCAUUGAUUGAAAAAAAAAAAAAGCAUUUCAGAAUUAACCUCUAAACAGUGUUGUGAUCCAUUUACCGGGUAAAUGGAAAACUAAACCUCAACUCUUUUUCAGCUGGAAGUUGGAAAACCAUUGAGAAUGGCUAACUGUUGUCUUCAGUGAGCAGGCUAAAGACAUUAAAUAAUGUAAGCUAAAUGUAAGUAAUGUAAGCUAAAGUAUUUCUCAGCACUUAACACAUUCCAGCACGAUAGAAACAUUUCUACUACCAUACCAUAGUUUGUCGGUAGUCUAGUUGGUGACUGAAUAAAUUUAAUUGAAACUGU